Molecule: messenger RNA, 2016 nt
Organism: Naumovozyma castellii
Lineage: Eukaryota; Fungi; Ascomycota; Saccharomycetes; Saccharomycetales; Saccharomycetaceae
Exons: 1
Coding region: 1-2016 (671 amino acids)
Source: RefSeq, a predicted model, not a curated record
AUGAUGACGGAAGAAGGUACUUUCACAAAGGAGGAAAAACACCAACCAAUUACAGACAAUGAGUCUGAAUCAGUGGAAGAUGCCGUUUAUAAGUACGUGGGUCUUCAACAGCAAUUGCUCCAACAUCAACAGGACAAGGAACGUCAAUUACAACAACAACAGGAGGGUAUCUCAAAAGAUGGUUCGGAACAUUCAUCGAACGAUAAUAAUGGUAACAAUAUUCAAGAUUGGCUUCAUGCUGAUGAUGUGGCUAUCGCUGCUGUGACGGCUGCGUUUGAAAGAAAUACAAAGAGGUAUCCAGAAACUUUAAUACAGGGAGACUCUACGAAACGUCGUAAGGGAACAGGAUCCUCAACAUCUCAUACUUCCAAUCCUGUAGUGAUGGUAGACCCUGAAUUGACUACUUUAGAUAAUGACGAUGAAGAAAGAAGAAGAAAUGACGAAUUAGUAAACAAGGCCAUUUUAGAAACUGAUGCGAUUUCUCAAAAUGCUGACUUUCAACAAUAUUUAAAUACAGAAAAGAUUGCAAGACAUGAGCAAGAUGAAGAGGAUGAACGCUUCCAAAAACAUCAACAGCAACAACAACAAGAGAUGCAUCAAAAUGCACAGGAUCUGGGCAUUCAAUUACAAAUAGAAGGUGAUAUCAAUAAACAAUACACUGAAUCCUUAACCAGUCAUGCUAAUGAGUCGUCAGCACUUACUAAGUCAUUGGAGAAGAGAAACUUUAGAGAAGUCCUUCCAAAAGUGAGUGCUAGAUUGGAUGAGGAACUUGCACGUCAACAACAGGUAUCGAAUAAUAAUGCUUCUCAUGGUAUGCUAAAUAAUCGAAUAAACAAACAGGAGAAUGAAGAUGAAAUUUCAAAGAUGUUCUCAUCAGCGGUAAUCAAGGCAUCCGCUUUAGUCGAUCACACAACUAAGACAACCAGAACGAAUAAGAGUAAAUCAUUCAAUGCUAUGGAAGAUGCUGCAUUGGAAGAGUUUGUCAAAGAAUAUCAAAUCAUUGAAAAUAUUGAUAGAGAAAAAGUUUGCCUAAGAAUUUGGAGUAACGAUAGACCAAGAGAUAAUUUCUGGAAUAAUAUAUAUAAAGUGCUACCUUAUAGGUCUAAUUCCUCCAUUUACAAACAUAUGAGGAGGAAAUAUCAUAUUUUCCAACAACGUGGUAAAUGGACACCAGAGGAUGAAAAAAAAUUAGCCGAGUUAUGUGCGGAAAAGGAAGGUCAAUGGUCAGAUAUCGGUAAAGAAAUGAAUAGAAUGCCCGAAGAUUGUAGAGAUCGUUGGAGAAACUAUGUGAAGUGUGGUGCUAAUCGUGCCUCAAAUAAGUGGACUAGUGAUGAAGAAAAUCAAUUGAGAAAAAUCAUCAAUGAGAUGGUAGCUGAAGCACAAGAAAAAAUAAGAGAUGAACAUAUAGCUACGGAACCUAAGGAUAAAUCUCCAUAUAUACCGAGAACCGAAAAUGAUAAGCAAAAUGAAAACCAAGGUGAUACUGACAUAGAGGAAAAAGAAGGUACGGAUAAUGCGGACCCUAAAUUAAGUGAAUCACUAAACCCAGAGAAUAUUGAGAUUGAUGCAGAAAUAAGUGAACAACCUAUGGAGACAGCAACCUCGACAUCUGUUGCUUCACUACCUAAGGUCAAUCUAAAAGAUGUCAUUAAUUGGACAGUGAUCAGUGAACGAAUGGGGGGUACAAGAUCCCGUAUCCAAUGUCGUUACAAAUGGAAUAAACUGAUGAGACGAGAAGCUUUAUAUCGGAUCGAAUUCUUUACGGCAGGAGAAAGAGAUUGGCUUUUAAGAAAGAUAAUAGAACUUGGUUAUCCCGACGAAAAGCAAAUCAAUUGGGAUAACCUCUCAGAAAUUGUCGAAGCGUCAGGAUCCAAGACUAAAUGGACACCAUUGGAGCUCAAAUUAUUUUUCGAAAAAAGUAAGAAACCAAUCAAGCAUCACAGGGAUAAGACACUAACUGAACUUUGUCAAGAAAUGAUUGCUUAUUACGAUUCACAGAUGUCCAUAUCCGUUUGA